Diversispora eburnea is the source of this 927-nucleotide messenger RNA. NCBI's taxonomy places the organism in Eukaryota, Fungi, Glomeromycota, Glomeromycetes, Diversisporales, Diversisporaceae. The record is from the annotation of a GenBank genome assembly.
AUGAACGAUUUACAUUUCAAAUUGUCUAUAAAUAAUGACAGAAUUGAUUGUGAAGAUGAUAUUGGGAAUAUGCAAAAAUUUUUGGAAAAAAUAGAAGGAAAUAUUCUCAGAGAUCAAUUGGAAGACUCUAAAGACGAUCCCGAUAAAAAUAUAAUGGCAAAUGAAAUAUUCGCUACUGAAUUAAGUGAUCCUCCAUAUGAAAAGCCAGAUGAUAUUAGAGGCACAAAAAAACCAUAUAUUAUCAAGAAAAUUUAUAAAAUGAAUGAAGUUGCUUUUGAUGGACAGCGAGUUAUGGUUUUUGAGUGGACAGAGUUUGGUGCUCUUAAUGAAAACGAAUCUUACAUUUUUUGGGAUGUUAUUAUGUAUGAAAAUAUGGAAGCAGAUCAAAUAAAAGAAUUUGUAAUGCACGAUGGAAGAGAAAGGAUUUGUUGGGGAGCGGAAACUCCUUCAAAUCAAAAAAUUCAAAAAGGUCUUGAAAAUAUUAUUAAAGCCGAAACCAAUGUUACUGCUAAUAAUAAUUUUUUCAACUGCAUUCAAUUCACUAAGUCCAAAAUUACUGUUGGCAUUAAUAAUAAAUCAAAUGUUUGGAAUGAAUCAGAUAAUUCAAAGUCCUUUUCAGUGGAAGCAAAUGUAUAUUAUGGAACUUUAGCUAUUUCACAUGCUAGAUUUGAAAAUAUAAUUAAAUUACUUAUAAAUAAAAAAGGAGAAUUUGACAAAGUGUUAGAAUUACAAUCUACAUAUAUUAUGGAACAAGAUUUCCAAGAAGGCUCCUUUACACCAUGUAUUUUAUUCUGGCAUAAAAUAUUUUUUUCAUCAGAAGUAAUUGCAAAGGCUACUGAAUGUUCAGAAAUUUUUCACAGCUUCAGCAUUUCUGCUAAUUUACAAGCAAAUGUAGAUCAAAAACAAAUGAUACAAAUGGAAACUUAG